AGUUUAGAUUGAUUCUUUCUACCAACCGUCUGACUCGCAAGACUUUCCUGCAUUUUCUGCCCUCUCUCUCUCUCCCCUUCCCCAUUAUCCCUUUCCUUGCCUUGACCCCCCCCUCUCUCUCUCUCUCUCUCUCUCUCUCUCUUCUUCAGUUCUUCCUCUUCCAUUCUCUUCUCCUUUCUUCUUUCAACUCUUUGAGCUAUCUACGCGUCCCUUCGCUCUCCAUCACUGCGUAAAACAUGGAGGAUUUCGUUUCGCCGCUCCAAACCCCUCCGAUCGUCUCCUCCGCGUCGUCCUCCGGAGCCGUGAUUGCCGAUGAUGAUUUAGACGAUGCAUGCAGUAUCUGUCUCGAGCCUUACAACUCCGACGAUCCCCCCACUGUCACUAAUUGCAAACACGAGUAUCAUCUUCAGUGUAUUCUUGAAUGGUCACAGAGAAGCAAAGAAUGCCCUAUAUGCUGGCAGCUUCUUGUCCUGAAGGACCCAGCCAGCCAAGAGCUUUUAGAUGCAGUGGAGGUUGAGAGGAAAUUGAGGUCAAGUCGCCAUGCUCGGCAUACCUAUGAGGACAACAUAAUUAACCAUGAUAAUUCUUAUGCAGAGGAUUCGGAUUUUGAUGAGCAUAUUAUGCGGCAUUUUGCUGCUGCAGCACGCAGAGCUCGUUAUGUUAACAGAAGGGGGAGGGAGAGAUCUUCCAGUACUGGUCCUUCAGAGUUUUUGAUCUCUGUUCAAACCGAAGGUCUACCUCAAGAUGUGCAGCAUAUGCACACAUCACCGGAAGAGCACCAAAGUUCCAGGUUUGAGUUUUCUGUGGGUGAUUCGCCAAAUUCUGGCAUGCUAACUGGCAUUAAUGCUCAAAGGCCACCAUCUAUGGUUCAAGGCAAUAUGAAUAUGAACCUCAACUCUGUUGAUGACAGGGAUGGCUUGAUUAAGCCCAGCCAGAUGUUGCCCGAAAGUCCACAAAGAUCGAGCUCAACUGAAUUUCGUGCUUUUUCGGAGUCUAUCAAGUCUAAAUUUUCUUCUGCAUCUGCCCGAUAUAAAGAAUCAUUCUCAAAAAGUACUCAAGGACUGAAGGAGAAGCUACUUGCACGCAAUAUCUCAGUUACAGAAUUGGGGAAAGGAGUUCAGCGUGAGAUGAAUGCAGGAAUUACUGGUGUUGCACGAAUGUUCGAGCGGCUUGAUGUUGCUGCUAAAAGGACUGGAGUGUCUGUCCCGUUAUCCAAUUCCCCUGGAUGGACCUCAAACUUCUCUGACAAGGGAAAAGACAUGCGAGAGAGUGAUAUUACUCAAUCUCCUAAUGUAAGUACAGGGGAAACUGCAAAUAAUCGGAGUUCAGCUACACCUCCUUAUGCUCACAGUGACAGUGCAACCCCAGGCCAGCUUGAAGUUUCCGUUGCUCAGAGUGGAAAUUGAUGCUGUGAAGAUGGGAAAUCGGGCAUGUACCUGUUGCUUAUGCUGUCUACUCUUCCAACAAAGGCAAUUAUGCACGAGACGAACAUCUAGGAAUCAAUCCACUGUAGUUUAAAAAAGUUGAUUGGUUCGCGUCCUGCAAUAAGUCUAUAUGCAUAUUUGACAAUGAGUUUACUAGUUGUGAUUCAACGUGGUAAUAUGAGUCUGUCGGAUACUUGCAUGUAAGCUUAUGGAAUUCGUGUAGCUGGUUUAUAAAAAGGGAUCCAGUGCCUAAAAAGUUGGGUUGA
This is a messenger RNA of Rhododendron vialii, 1690 nucleotides long. Its product is annotated as E3 ubiquitin-protein ligase RHF1A-like. Lineage: Eukaryota; Viridiplantae; Streptophyta; Magnoliopsida; Ericales; Ericaceae. The record is from RefSeq and is a predicted model, not a curated record. Bases 237 to 1406 code for a protein of 389 amino acids. Gene Ontology annotation, molecular function: ubiquitin-protein transferase activity. The transcript has 8 exons.